This is a messenger RNA of Gavialis gangeticus (Gharial), 5689 nucleotides long. It is a transcript of the gene CNOT12, whose product is annotated as tankyrase 1 binding protein 1. Gene Ontology annotation, biological process: double-strand break repair; cellular response to ionizing radiation. NCBI's taxonomy places the organism in Eukaryota, Metazoa, Chordata, Crocodylia, Gavialidae. The record is from RefSeq and is a predicted model, not a curated record. Gene Ontology annotation, cellular component: heterochromatin; nucleus. The transcript is spliced from 12 exons. Bases 248 to 5203 code for a protein of 1651 amino acids.
AGGCGGCGCGGUGCGGAGUGCAGCGGGUGACAGUCGCCCAAAACCUCCGGUCAGGCCUAAACCCCGUGUGCUGCCCAAGCCAGCUGUGCCAGCGAAGCCCUGUACUCCGUUGCCGUCACUUGGGGUGCGAAACACCCGUACCGAGCUGCCUUCUGCUGAGAAGAUCAACCGCUUGGCGGGUCCUAAGCCAUACGGUGCUGGGUUCAGCAGUGUUGUUAAGCGCCCCACUUUCAGCCUCAAGAGCUCCAUGGGAGAGGCCACCAAUGGGAAAAGGGGUUCUUCUCCCCCACCUGGUACCAGGGUUCUGGCUUCAGCACUGCUCACAGCUGAAGAUCUGCCUUGCGUACCAGGGGAGGAAGGAGGGUCUCCUUCCCCUGUGAUGCUGCAGGCUGUGGGACUCCCGGGGACUCGCAAAGUGACUUCUCCCUUCAAGGUGAAACCAGUGCCAGUGGCAACCAAGCCAGAGCGCUUCCCUGGCACCACAGUGGAGGAGAUCCUAGCCAAGAUGGACCAGCCUCGCAAGGAGGCGCCACUCAGCCCUGACAGGGCUUGGGCCCUGCGUUCUUUCAGCUCUGACAGUGGCUCCUACUUUACACCCAAGGGCUUCACUGCCUUUUGGAGACGUGCCAGCAGUGAGGAGGUGGGUGAGAGUGACACCACCUUCAUCUUUGAAGCUUCUAGGGACUCCCUGCCUCCUGAAGCUCUGGAGAGCAAAGAGCCCCCCAGGAAUGAGUUGGGCAUGAGCAGGAGGAAGAGGGAAGGGAGCCCAAGUUCUAAUGGACAGCACUUGCUUGAGCCCCCAGAUGGAGCACCAGAGAGUGACUCUGGCACCGUGGCUACGACAAGAGCCUCCCCAGCCAGCACCAGCUGUGACGGAGAUCCAUCGGGACACAGAAGGCUGCUGUCCACCCCUGGUGUCUCCCUUCUGCAGAUCUGCUCAGUCCCUGCUGCUGCUGUUGAGCUUCGUGACCAAACAGCCCCUGGCUCUCCUAGUGUUUCUACCAACCUCUCUCAGGCCCCAGGGCCCCCCUAUAUCUCUCAUGAACUCCUGGCCCAAGCACUGGGCUUCCCUGAUGUCCCUGCUGAAUUCCCAGCCCCAGGUGUGCCUGGCAUCCCUGCCAGUGUCACUCCUGGGUCCCUUGGCACCCCUUCUGAGCUUCAGGUGAAGGUCUCUGUUAGUCUUGCCCAGACCCCAGGUGCCCCUGAUGCUGCAGCUGAGACCUGUCCUGGGGUAUCCCAUUUACUAGGGUCACCUGAGGGUCCUGGUGAGACAUCUCCAGGCAGCAACAGUCCCCCAGCACCAGGAACCCCUGACACCUCCUUUGAACUCCUUCCCAAGGUCACCUCCUCUCCAGGGUCCCCUGAAGCUCCUUCCCAAUCUCUAACCACCUCCAGUCUAGCUCAGGAGCUCCCCAGAGUCUCCCAGUCCCCAGGAUCCCCAGAGGCACCCACUCAGUCCCCAGGAUCCCCUAAUAGCUUGCCAUGUCCUGAACGCAGCUCCCCUUCACUCUCUGGGGACACCAGGCCAUUCACAGGCCCUGUGGAGUUGUCCCUGCCUGAUGAUGAGAGGAAGGUCCAGCCCCUGCAGCUGGGGCUCCGGCGCUCCUCGGAAGGGAUAGUGCAGCCGUCUGCCAAGGGGCUGGGCAUGGAAGAGCUGGGAGGCUCAUUGGCUGCCUUGUCCCAGGGAAAGGGCCCUCCGUUAGAGAAGUCCUUGGGAGGCGAGUCAAACUGGAGCCUGUCACAGUCGUUUGAGUGGGCUUUCCCCUCCCGGGCUCCUGAGUGGGGGGUGAGGAAAAUGGAGUCAUCUCCCAGGUCCCCCAUCAAAGAGGCCAGUGACUCCAGCAUCUCUAAGGGAGGGGAGUUGGAUGGGGAAGGUUUGGUCCAUCCUGGUACAGCCCUGAGCCCUGAAGGGUUUGGCAUGGGAGCAGAAGAAUUGAAGCAAGGAGACCCGAGCACUGAACUGGGGAGUGGGAGAGGAGAUCAGCCUGAUGCUGGUAGAUGUUCUGGGAGCACAGAGGCCCCUAGUGAGGUGGGAGAGAUCAAGACAGAGGAGUCUGGGAGCAGGGAAAUGAUAUCUGGGAAAGCAGGGGAGGCAGAGGCCCCGAGUCCUGGAGGCCCCACAGCACAAAAGGAGCUAGCUGUGGCUGAGAUGAAGGGCCCUGGGGCAGAGGGGGGCACUCUUCAGGAGGAGCAGGGCACACUGCCGGUCCAUUCUGCUCUUCAUCUGACGGAGCCACUCCAAGCUCUAGAGCAGGCUGAGCCCUCUACACAGCCCUGUGUCCUCUUCUCUGAUACUGCUCACCUGGACAAGGCUGCCUUCUCCUGGGAGGAUGACUCAACACUGGGCCUAGCCCAAACAGGGCCUGCCCUUGAGAGCAUGGAGGGUGCAAGACUGGAGCCAGGAGAGGGAGAUGCCGACCCGCUGGGGGGUUCUGAGUCCCACUCUGAUCCUUGCUGGCUGGAGGAGCUGCUGGCAUCACCCCCGCCCAGUGCUGAUGACACUAAGAGGAAGGUGGUUCCCACACCUGGAGACUCUGAAGGGUCUGAGGGUCUCCUUGGCUGGUCGCGGAAGGACCUGCACAGUGAGUUUGGCAUUGGAGAGGCCCACCAGGUCAGUGACUUUGACUGGGCCAGUGAGCCUGGCUCUGGGAAGAGAGACUGGCCCAGUGGGUAUGGAGCAAGCGAGACCGAACAAGACCGGGCUUUUGGCACCAGUAAACGUGACUGGGCCAGUGCAUACAGCAUUAGUGAAGCUGAUCGGCAGGAUGGGGUGUUUGGUGUCAACGGGAAAGAGUGGGCCAGUGAGUACAAAGGGACAGAGGUAAUGGGGGAUUCCAGCACUGGGCACAGAGACUGGCCUGAUACUUAUGGCCUUGGGGAUGGCCAGCAUCAGGAUGGAGACCUGAGCACUUCCAAGCCAGACUGGACCAGCCAGUACAGCAUUGGCAGCAGUGACAGCCAGGGUAUGGAAUUUGGCACUGGGAAGCCAGACUGGACCAGCAGCUAUGGUAUUGCAAGUGGUAACCAGCAAGAUGAGGAGUUCAGUUCUGGUAAGCCAAGUUGGACCAGUGAGUAUGGUGUGCGUGAUAUUGGCCAGCAGGACAAGGACUUUGAUGUUGGGAAGUCAGGCUGGACCAGUGAGUAUGCCAUGGGUGACACCAGCCAGCAGGACAAGGAGUUCAGUCCCAGCAAACCAGCAUGGACCAGUGAGUACACUGUGAGUGAUGCCAGCCAGCAGGACAAGGAGUUCAGUCCUAGCAAACCAAGCUGGACUAGUGAGUACGGUGUGGGUGACAGCAGCCAGCAGGACAAGGAGUUCAGUCCCAGCAAGACAAGUUGGACUAGUGAGUAUGGUGUGGGUGACACCAGUCAGCAGGACAAGGAGUUCAGUCCCAGCAAGCCAAGUUGGACUAGUGAGUAUGGUGUGGGUGACACCAGCCAGCAGGACAAGGACUUUGGUGUUGGGAAGUCUGGUUGGAAUGGUGACUACGGUGUGGGCAACACUGAACGAAAGGAGAGGGAGUUUUGUACUGGGAAUCAGGAUUGGGCCAGCGAAUAUGGCAUUAGCUGUACAGACCAGGAGAGUGCCUUUUGCAGUGGAAGGAAAGACCAGUCUAGCAUUGGGGAUUCGCAUUGCCUGGGUGGAGAGCCCAGUGCUGAGAAAUCUGGCUGGAGUGGCUCUAAUCUCCAGGAGAACAAGUCUGCUACCAGUAGCAGAAACUGGGCUGUUGAAUUCAGUGUUGGAGGGGCUGAGCACCAGAACCAGUUUGGCAUCAUAGGGACGGACAGGGACAGCAGCAUUGGUUUAAGCACUUUGAAUCCAUCCAGCUCAGCUGGGACUGUUGGUCCAGCAGAGCUCAGAGAGAGCCAGUCUGACUGGGUUGGUGAAGAGGGGAUCGCAGGUCCAGUGAUGCCCCAAGAGGCUGGAACAGGCCAGUCUGACUGGGCCCAGGAUCUUGGCCUCAGACGCCUGGAUAUUUCCAGCAGUUGGGGAGCUGUGGGUUCUGAUGACUGCACAGAGGGUGAAGUGGGACGGACAGACUGGGUCCAGGACCUUGGCAUGAGCAGCCAGAAUCCCUCUGAUGGCCAGAGGCCUGGAGGCUUUGAUAUGUGCAGAGAGGAGCAGCUGGAUUGGGCCCAGGACUUGAGCCCUAUGUUUGGCAUAGGGAACACAGUUACUUUCAGCAGCUCACAGGCCAAGGGCCUGGACAAGACCAGUGAGGCUGGAGUGGAACGAACAGAUGAGGCUGGUGACAGUGGGAGCGAUGUCAUGGAACAAAGCCCUGACCUCAGCCUGCACAUUGAGGAGCCGAGCAUAGAAGAUGGUGGAGACUCGGAGGAUGGAGGCCCUGUAGGCUCACGGCUCUCUGGCCCCAGCUUGCUGCUGGAGGAAAUACUGGCCAACGGCUCUGUCCAGCCAGCCCAGCAGGAGAGACCUGCCUCACCACAGACCAGCCACGUGGGAGAGGAGCAGGGCCUGAGCAACACUGCCAGUGACCAGGCAUUGGAGGUUGACGGCCCUGCCCAGGCUGCUGGAGAUGGAGGGCCCCCCCAGCCUGAUGAUGCAGAUGGGAGCUGCCUACCAAAGCAAGUGAAGAGGCUGAGCCAGCCAGAGUGCAGGGGGAGCCCAACCGAGAGGCGUCGGCUGUCCCAGGGUCCGCUCCCAGCACAGGACUUCUCCUUUCUGGAGGAUGCAGAAGUUCUCGACAGCACUGUGUCCCGAAACAAAGCCAACCUGGGUCGCAAGCGAGGGCACCGGGCACCCGCCAUCCGCCCUGGGGCUACGCUGGGGCUGUCAGAGAUGGAGGGGGACAGCUGGAUGUUCCAGGACUCCACAGAGCCUAGAACAGCGUGUAUGGCCUCCUCAGAUGAGGAGGCAGCAGAGGAGCCAAAGAGCAGGCGUGCACGGCCAUCACCAGCCUCUAAGGGAGCGAAGGUGUCUCUGUUCCCAGGCCUGAAUCCAUCUGCCAUCAAGGCCAAACUGAGGGGCCGGAACCGCUCUGCCGAGGAGGGGGCCCAGCCAGGGGAGGGCAAGCCUGCUUCAUCCAAGGAGCUCCACAUGCAGCGCUCCAAGUCCUGCAAGGUCCCUGGCCUGGCUGGGAAGCCCCCUGCACUACCCCCCAAGCCAGAGAAAUCCUCAGGGUCUGAAACCUCCUCGCCCCACUGGCUGCAAGCACUAAAGCUGAAAAAGAAAAAAUCCUGAAACAGAUCAUGCAAGCGUCUUUUGUCUGCUGCUGGGGCUUGGACAGCUCGCGCACCAAAGAGGCUCAUGUGGGCACGGGGAAUGGGACAGCACAACCUUUGCAGCCCCCCUCCCCCCGCCAUCCAUGUGCUGUUUUGAUGCACAGUGAGGGCUGGGACAGGGCAGGCACACCUAUGCACUUUGUAUCACACUUGAGAGCUGCUGGGUCCCUUUGUUGCCUCCCGCAAGCCGGCCGCUUCCUCUUGCUGCCCUUUCCUACCACCGGCCUCUUGUUAUAAAGCAUCUGGUUUUUGUAAUCAGUGAAGGGGCCCAGCCCUGUCCCCUCUGGCCUGCUUUCCCACUGAGUUGGGGCAGGGUGGAACCUGGGGUUGGAGCUUGCACUCUCUUCCUCUCUGCUGCCCUAUUACAUAUUUCACACACAGAGCAAUGAAUUAUGUCGGUGCCACUUGAUGAGACAAUAAAAUCUUUCUGAUAAUGGAAGGGGCA